GUUUCUAAGUAUCUUUAUCAUCUUCAUUUCAAACUAGGAAACUCCAUUGAAUCUAAGAAGAAACAAAUCACACAUUGAAGCCGAACCAGUUUGGAAUAGUUAAUGCUUUACAUAGCUAGCUGCCACUUUAAUGAUCCACAAUUUCUGCUUUUGCUUAACUUUGACCAGCUUUUCAAGCUCUCACCUAAAUUUGUGUUUCCAAAUACUAUUUUCUCAGCAAAAGCAAGAACAAUUCCUUGCUUGCAACCAAGGUCUUCUCUGGUUCCUGGAUCUUGUAACAUUGAGUCAGACAUUCUGAUAUUCAAUGUUUGAGAUUGUCUGUAAUAAUGGAAAACUAUUUGUUUUAAAUAUGUCUUUGAUAAGAUAAUAUUUUAUUAUUAUUAUUUCUCACUCUUCUUUCUCUUUUCUUUUUCUGCGUUUUCUUAACCCUCCAAUUCAGUUCUCUUCUGGCUUCUCUAAUUCUGUUCCAAGGUCAGUUCUUGCACCCAAACAUCUCUUUGCCUCUCAAUAAUCUCGCCCAAACGCGAUUCUAGCUAUCGCCAUUAUCCUUUCUUCUCUCCCUUUAUUGAAAGGUUGUGUAAAUUUGUGGUGAGAGGUUGUUAUUGGUGAUGUGUGAUUAAGGUGUGUUUGUCAGAGUGAGGUGGUGAUUGCAUUGAAUCUUCAAAAUGAAUGAUGGUAGGCAAAUGGGGGUGCAGUAUGUAGAUACUGGGUUUCCCUAUACUGUUUCUGAAAGCUUCAUGGAUUUCUUCCAAUGCCUCACCACGCACUUGCCUGUCAAUUAUGCUCACGCUGGCUCAGUGCUCGAUCAGGAAAGUAUCUACUGGACAAUGAACAUGAACCCUUACAAGUUUGGAUUGUCUGGCCCUGUAACUACAUGCUAUUAUGGUUCUUACGAGAUAAAUGAUCAUUUUCCAAGAAUGGAGAUGGAUAGGGGAAAGUGGGAAUACCCUUCAACAAUAGUCGUGGAUGAACCAACUCCAAUUGAAUCUCCAUCUGGAAGAGAUGGAGUCACAAGCAUGCAGACAAUCCCGGAAGAAUGCAGUCCAAAUCAUCAAGAAUCCAGUAGUAACGAGGUCAUGUGGCAAGACAACAUUGAUCCAGAUAAUAUGACAUAUGAGGAACUACUGGACCUGGGUGAGGCAGUGGGAACUCAUAAUCGUGGUCUUUCCCAAGAACUUAUUGACACACUUCCAACCUCAAAGUACAAUUUUGGGAGCUUAUUUAGAAGAAAAAAUUCUGCGAAAAGGUGUGUGAUUUGUCAGAUGUCUUAUAGAAGAGGUGACCAGCAAAUAAAAUUGCCAUGCAGCCAUGUUUACCACAGUGAAUGCAUAACAAGAUGGCUUAACAUUAACAAGAAGUGCCCAGUUUGUAACAUUGAGGUAUUUGGUGAGGAUUCAUCUAAUUAGCAUCAACAUGGAAAAAAAAAAGAUACAGAAGCAAAUUCAUUUUCCUUCUUGCUCCAUUAAUAUUUUCCCUUAUUUCAUCCAGCUCUUUUUCCAAUCUUAAUUGUUUACAGUUUGAUACUAGAAACAUUGAAUGGUAAUAUAUUAUAUUGGUUAAUUUAGUUUCA
Vigna unguiculata (cowpea) is the source of this 1570-nucleotide messenger RNA. Its product is annotated as E3 ubiquitin-protein ligase BIG BROTHER-like. Gene Ontology annotation, biological process: negative regulation of organ growth; protein ubiquitination. The record is from RefSeq and is a predicted model, not a curated record. Lineage: Eukaryota; Viridiplantae; Streptophyta; Magnoliopsida; Fabales; Fabaceae. Gene Ontology annotation, molecular function: ubiquitin conjugating enzyme binding; ubiquitin-protein transferase activity.